AUUAGAUAGCUGCGAUCAUUUCAAAUAGCACUUGAUAUAGCCUAUAUAACACCGAUUUUAGUUAAGAGCAAUAUGCGUAAUUUGCUUUACACAAAAUGAAUGUAAUUUUAAAUAUUUGGAAGCCAUCUUGAUAUUUUGUGCGUAUUUUAAAAUGAAGAGGAUAGACAAUACUACUGGACUGACUUGACCCCUUCGAAAAGAGCCCCUACGCCAUCCGUGAGUUAGAGCUACCACCGACGUCAGAAACUGCUACCGUGAAGAUGGCGGAGGCUGCGGCGGCACCACAACACCGUUUUUUCUGUCACUGCUGUAAAGGUGAAAUUGACCCUAAACUCCCGGAAUUCAUAUGCCCCAGGUGUGAGUCCGAUUUCAUAGAAGAGGUGACCGAGGACUCCAGUCUCUUGGAGAACAGCAGCGCUGCAGAGACAAGUGAUGAUGCAGGCACACUCUUUUCAGAGCUGUGGCAGCUGCUGUUUAUGGAACGGUCUGCCCUACUCUCGGACCCCCCCCCCUACUUCGAGUCUGACCAAAGCCACCUACAGGCUGCCACAGACAGUGAUUUAGUGGAGGAUGACACAGAGGGCCCUUCUGAAGCGUCUGUGGCCGCUGUGGGAGGCACAGAGCCUUUAGAGCCUGAACUGGAACGCCCCUCUCGCCCACCUGUGCGACAGUCCCGCACACCUGCAGUAGAGGGUAUUGUGCAGCAGUUUUUAGCAGGCCUGUUUGCCAACAAUGGAAAUCCAGGCGUUGCACCAGCUGCACUGUCUGGCAUGCUCCAUUCAAACCCAGGCGACUAUGCCUGGGGUCAGGGAGGUCUAGACGCUGUUAUCACAGAGUUGUUAGGUCAGUUUGAGAGCACAGGUCCGCCUCCUGCAGAGAAGGAGAUGAUCUCCUCCCUUCCCAUGGUCAGCGUCUCUCAAGAACAGAUAGACAGCAGACUGGAGUGUCCGGUGUGUAGGGAGGAGUACGUGGUUGGAGAGUCUGUCAAGAAGCUGCCCUGCCUCCAUUACUUCCAUAGUGACUGCAUAGUGCCCUGGCUUGAACUGCACGAUACCUGUCCGGUGUGUCGUAAAAGUCUUGAAGGCAUAGACCAGAGUAUCCAGCCCUCAUCUGAGCCCCCGGAGCCCCCCUGCAUCAGAACAGACCAUCAGGAGGAGAGACAGGCUAUUUGAGGAUCUGGCCUCCUUAUCUUCUACCUCUGGCACCUCUUCUCCCAAUGUUGUCUUGAUCAAGGCUCACCUCUGUCCUCAUUCAGCCUCGUCAUCCAUCGUCCCACUGUUUCCAUGCGUUUUUUAAAGAGACAGAUUUCAAAUGAACUCUGCUUCAAUGUCAAAAUGUCAAACCGAAAUAUUCAACUCACAUUGCUGUCAGCCAUGGAUCUCUUACUUUGGGAACUUUGGUUGCUGCUACAAAAGAUCAAUCUGCGUCAUUACCUCACCUGCAAAUGGUUCCAUACAAAAUGUGAUGUAUUGGACAUGUCCCUUCGUAGUGGCAUUUCCCCACUGUUAUGAUUGGCUCCGUUUUUUGAAUUCCAACCACAUGAAAUGACGUCCUUGAGCCACAGGGGAGUUACAUAUUUGAUGGGAUGAGAAGAGUGUGGAAGAAUCCUAAAAGAGGAGCUGAUCUCACUCUUGCAGUGAAGCUGUGGGUAAGAUCAUUUUCCUGCGCUGUUCUCUCCAAUGUCUGGUUGUGUCCCCAUAGUCUCUGAUUUAUCACACACAAUUCAGGGAUUUGAAAAGAAAAGGCCGGUAUACGGAAACUCCUUUUAGCAUGCCUAGCAAUGCAUUUACCUUUGUGAGGUAGGGGAGAUUAUUGGGACACAACCCUAGUCUUUCACAUCCUUUUAAUCUCACAUAGCAGUAUUCAUUAAUAAUGUCCAACUCUUAAGUCCCCUAAUAAAACCUGAUGCUGUUUUCCAUCGCCAGUUCCUUGUAACAUUAUGCACUUUUCUAAUGGAUUUGUCUUUUACCCUGUUUUUAUUGUUAGUUAAUAAGAAUGGUAAGUACAGGUUUUAAAUAAUUUGAUAUUCUAAUGGGACAAUAUAAUGUAUUGGAAUGUAUAUACUGUAUGUGUAAAUGUGUAUAUACAUGUAUGUUUGUUAACGAAUACAUCCAAAUGGCAAUGAGGUGAUUAGAUAUGAAGAUUAAUAAAUAAUUGUCAGAUUGAUAAA
Molecule: messenger RNA, 2170 nt
Organism: Esox lucius (northern pike)
Lineage: Eukaryota; Metazoa; Chordata; Actinopteri; Esociformes; Esocidae
Gene: rnf115b
Product: E3 ubiquitin-protein ligase RNF115
Biological process (GO): positive regulation of DNA-templated transcription; protein ubiquitination; ubiquitin-dependent protein catabolic process
Cellular component (GO): cytoplasm; nucleoplasm
Molecular function (GO): ubiquitin protein ligase activity
Source: RefSeq, a predicted model, not a curated record